AUGACGCGUAAGGAGGUCGCCAGCAGAUUUCAGAUGCUGCUACUGAUCUGGUCAAUAUGUGUGGCGAGCUUCGGCACCGGCUUUCCCACCAGGCAUAAAAAUGUCCCACACAAGGGCCACUUCCUCCUCUCCGACCCACUGCAGUACGACCCAGAGUCCGAGCAGCACAAUCAGGUCCAGUCUCUGCCGGAGCCCCAGGGACCCCCCCGGAGAUGGCCCCACCCACAGCAGCGCUCUGUGGGGGUCCUGCCAAAGCCUGAACCUGAAGAGGAGUCCAGACCCUUCAUCCUGGACCUCCACAACCUGCCAGACCUGAGCCACGCUGAAGACAACGAGAACCCCAACAUACAGGUGACUAUCGAGGUGGUGGAUGAUCCUCAGAUGGAGCUGGAGAUGGAUUUGGCGAAGGAGAAAGAAUGGCUCCCUCCAUCUCCGCCCUCCUCCGUGGACCUGAGCGGGGGAAAGCAGCUGUUCUGGCCUCUGUUCUGGAGCUACACCGACACAGACUCCAGUGAAGAAAACAGCAGCCGCUCCAGCACUCAGGACCCAGAGGAGGAGGAGGAGGAGGAAGAGGAGGACUACUCUGUGGACUACAGCGAAGAGCCUGUGCCCAGCGGAGUGGGCAGCGACUGGGGCACUCACUGGAAUGGAGGCUGGGAUCCAGUAAAGAGCUACCACGAGAAGGAGCCUGAGGAGUGGACUCCCUGGACUCCGUGCUCAGUGACGUGUGGACACGGAGAGAGGAAGAGGACCAAGUCGUGUGGGUUCUCGUGUACACUGACAGAAGCAGCCCGCUGUGACCUGGACCCCUGCCCAGGGGAGGACAACACUGUGGCAGACCCGUUCCUCUUUGAAAUGGAGAAUGGCACAGAACCAUUUGGCACAGAUGUGGAUAGCUGUGAGAAGUGGCUGAGCUGUAAGAGUGAGUUCCUGGAGCAGUACAUGGCUCUUGCCCUCUCGGAGCUGCCCCACUGCCCCUGCUCGUACCCCUCUGAGGUCUCCUACACCGUGGUCAGUGUGUUUGACGAUUCUCAGGACCGUCCCUUUCGCUGGAGAGAUGCCAGUGGUCCCAAAGAGCGUCUGGACGUGUACAAACCCUCCGCGCGCAGCUGCAUCCGCUCCGCCCUCUCCGCAGACCUGUCCACGCUGGCCGCCCAGCACUGUUGCUAUGACGACCGCGGGCGCCUCAUCACCCGGGGCAAAAGCGCCGGCACGCCCAACCUCAUCAGCACCGAGUUCUCCCCCGACCUUCACUUUAAGGUGGAUGUCCUGCCCUGGAUCCUGUGCAAAGGGGACUGGAGCCGCUUCCACACCAUCAGACCCCCCAACAACGGACUCAAGUGUCCAGAGAAUCCUCACGAGGACAUCUUCAUGAACGAACUGGAAGAAGCGCGAGAAUACUGAGUCCAACAGCCAAAAGUGCACCACACACGGCCCAACUUCCACUCAGCUACACUCAGGCCAGGGCCGCGGGCGACUAACGCUGUUUCUCCACUAAAGACGUGUCCUGCACUUUGAUUAGCUGAUACUUUGCACAUGAUGUCAUCAACAUUCCCCGGGGGUGUGAUGCUAACUGUAGGCUCUGCUCUGUCUAAGGCUUUAUUAGAUUUUAAUUUCUGUUUUAUUUUAGCACUGAGCAGAAAGAUCUGACCUAGUGGAAGUACAACAGGUGAGCUGAUCUGUUAAACACGUCUCACACAGAAACUUACAGUCAAUGAUAAACAUUGUUUUUCAGUGAGUUUCUCACCUUUGAAAAUCAAACUCCUAAACAGAACCAUGAACACUCGCACUGAUCACAGGCUCCUGAAAAUAUGCUGUUGAAAUCCAUUUUGUAUUUUCUCUUGAUCUUCAAGUCUUCAAAAUGUUGCAUUGUGUCACCAUGGUACCUUUUUAACAUAGACAUCCAGGCAGAACACCCCCACAUGAUGUCACUGCAAAGUAUCAAUAAUCUUAGUAAAGUAACUGAAUCAAAUGACUACAGCCCUUGGUAAUUAAAACUUAAACUCAUCUACCACAGUGAAGAUGAGGCAACCCAUGUCCCCUUCAGAUCAUACUCCCUUUUGUUAAAGGUGAAUUGUGUAACUUUUCUGGUAGAGGCUCUGCCUGAAAUGUUCCACAGUGUGACAUUAAACAGCUCUACUUUACAUUUAUUCAAUCACAGGUGGUUUUAUAGCUGAAAAUUUUCUAGAAAAACAGACAUUGUGACUGUGAGUGGGGUCGCCUCCUCAUAGAUCUGAUCUGUAACUUGGUCUGGUUUGGUCUCUAUGAAGAUUUAGAUGCAGGUCUCAUACUGUGUAACAUUCCAGACAAAGCAAUGACAUCUCCAUGGAGAAAAGUAUUUGAUGGACUCUCCAGCAGGAAAGUUACACAAUGCACCUUUGUUUUUGCUCUUGCUUCUUCACACAGCUCAUGAGCGAGACGUGUUUACUGGCUGACGUUUGUGUUUUGUUUGGUAUUUGACGAAUAGAAACACUGGGGAUAGGGACCGGGACAGGUAAUACUGUUAAAAUUGCUGCUAUUAUAAAUAAAGUAGGAUUUAAAUAUGCAAAACAUAAAGACAUUGGAAAGAAGAAAAGAAGAAUGGACAGUAAAACGAGGAUUGUGGACAUCUGUCUGGUGUGUAUGAUUGGAGCAGCCUUAACAGAAAGAAAAGAUUGAAUUUCAAACAUUUGGCGCUCGGAUACGGUGCAUUUUGACAGCCAGGAAAAUCUCUGAUCAGGGUGCCAAAGAGUUAAGAGGCAGACGAUUGGUGCCUGCGUAAACCCAGUCUCUACGGUGCAAAUAGAAAAACAUAUUGUACAAUGAGUAGCUUGUGUUUCAAAAAACCUUCUCAGGGGAAUUACUGACCAGGAGUAAAAUGUCUUCUUUACCUCUACAGUAUCACACGAGUACAGCCUAAAACAUGCUAUAAGCUGUGUAAUCCAAAUACAUACUAAAGGAAUGGGUCAGUAAAUGUAGUGCUUAUAAAAAAGAAAUACAUAAAAAAAAAAAAAAAAAAGAACAA
This is a messenger RNA of Boleophthalmus pectinirostris (great blue-spotted mudskipper), 3004 nucleotides long. RefSeq names its product isthmin 2b (gene ism2b). The coding region runs from base 1 to 1404 and encodes 467 amino acids. NCBI's taxonomy places the organism in Eukaryota, Metazoa, Chordata, Actinopteri, Gobiiformes, Gobiidae. The transcript has 6 exons. The record is from RefSeq and is a predicted model, not a curated record.